UUGGUGCUAUCAAAUUUUAGCGCUAACGGGGCUGCGCUAAAUGCUAAGAUGGUUAACCCAAAUCUAUCCCAUGUAAACCGUGCUAGACGCCUUUCUUCAAAGUUUCCCAAUUUCUAUGAAACGCAGUCAGCAAAGAAAAAUAAGCUCCAUGCCUUUCUAACCCCAAGAAAACCACUAACUACUAGAUUAACUAAAUAUGAGCCUAGAUUGUUUGAUAAGGAGCGCGUCGCCCUUACGUUUAACGACGUUAGAUCCGAAGAUGAAGAUAGCGAUGAAAAACUUGGCAAAGAAUUUUCCUCUUUGAAUCUUCACUUGCCUGGUCAGCUUAGCGUUGGCUUAAAGCUGGAAAUGUUUGAGGGCAAUUUUACUCAAGCAGCUCGGCUUCGAUUCUUUGAUGACUCAGAUCUUUUCGUACACUAUGAAGGAUGGGGCGUGGAAUAUGACGAGUGGGUUCCAAAAUCUCGUGCUAAACUUCGAGAAUCCAACUCAAAGUACAUUCGAUUUGGCCCAAAUAAAAGCGAAAGCGACUUAGACUGGGACGCUAUAAAAAGCCGCGCCGCGCAGGCGCAAAAGGAAGGUCACACGGGGAUCGUGUUUGAUUCAACAAUGCUAUUGCAUGAGUGCACGUGCGAUGAACCCGAACUUUGGCAUCCUGAGCAACCUGAAAGAGUAGUGCGGUUGUUAACUGCGUUAGACACGGAAGGGCUUCUCGAUCUCUGCAUCAAAGUGAAGCCACGAUUGGUUACUGAAGAAGAACUAGCGCUGGCCCAUCACCCUAGUCAUAUUCAAACUUACGGUUUGGGCUCCGCGACGUACCCUAAGGUCGCCCCCACGCUGGAGGUUAUGGCUUGCGGGGGCUCUGGGCUUGCAUGUGACACCGCUUAUAAUACUCUCUACACGCCGCCUGCUGCCCUCAUGGCCUCCGGCUGCGUGGUCGAGUUGGUCAAAGAAGUUUUGACAGGCAAUCUGCGUAACGGAUUUGCCAUAGUGAGACCCCCCGGGCACCACGCUGAGCCCAACGAGGCCUUAGGCUUCUGCUAUUUUAACAACGUUGCCAUCGCGGCAAAAGUCGCUUUGCGGACUUAUAACAUUCAGCGCGUAUUAAUUGUCGAUUGGGACAUUCAUCAUGGCAAUGGGACUCAAAGCAUUUUUUAUGACACCAACGAGGUCAUGUAUAUUUCCGUCCACAGGCACGACAACGGCACUUUCUAUCCAUUCUCGGGGAAGAUUGAAGAGCACGGAGUUGGUGUAGGAGAGGGUUUCAACGUUAAUAUCCCUUUCCAGAAUAAGAACGGUAUGGGCGAUAUAGACUAUCUAGCAGCCAUGCACCACGUGAUACUCCCCAUUGCUCGCCUCUACCAACCCCAGCUGGUCCUUGUCUCUGCAGGCUUCGAUGCAGCUGAAGGGGAUGCCAUUGGUGAAUAUCACGUCUCCAAAGAAGGCUUCUCUCACAUGACUCACUUGUUGGGUGCUCUUGCACAGGAGAAACUAGUAUUGUGUUUGGAAGGCGGCUAUGACGUUGAUGCCUUGUCCUCGUGCGCGAAGGCCUGCUUAAGAACACUAUUAGAUGGCCGACCGACCCUUCUGCCCACUGUCUCUCCCAUAAAAGGGAAGCGACUCUCGCCUAGCAGACAAGCCACCAGAGUUUUUAAAAAAGUGCUUGAAAGCCAAAAAAAGUAUAUGCCCGACUUGGCCACCCCGGAUUCCUUUGUACUCCCAACAGAUGAAUAUAUUACAAUAGCUAAAGGACUGAUAAGAAAAGAGGGCCGCUUGCGCCCUCGCCGUUCUUAAACUAGUUGCCACGUAUAUUAUAGAAAACUGAAAGUUAUAAGUUGUAGUCAUCCUUCAAAUUUUGUUAUAAGAGCCGUUAGGAAUUUACCACCGAGAUAGUAAAUGUAUAGCAAAAAUGAUUACCUGUGCAUAUACUUUAAUAUCAAAAAUGAUA
Zophobas morio is the source of this 1945-nucleotide messenger RNA. Its product is annotated as histone deacetylase 4-like. NCBI's taxonomy places the organism in Eukaryota, Metazoa, Arthropoda, Insecta, Coleoptera, Tenebrionidae. Gene Ontology annotation, molecular function: histone deacetylase activity; transcription factor binding. Gene Ontology annotation, biological process: negative regulation of transcription by RNA polymerase II. Gene Ontology annotation, cellular component: histone deacetylase complex. The record is from RefSeq and is a predicted model, not a curated record. The coding region runs from base 49 to 1791 and encodes 580 amino acids. The transcript is spliced from 11 exons.